AGAAAAUCUAGCUGUGUUUCAGCUGAAAGUUUGGAUGAGGAUCAGUCUGAAAUUCUCCUAAGUGUAGAAGCAUUUGUCUUCGAAGUCCAUGGACUGAAGGCAAGGACAUGAAAGUUCAUGUGUAUCGGUGAGCGCGGAGUGAAGGGACUGAUAAGAAGGUUAUGGAUGGCGCUUUGGUCGAGCAGAAGGCUUGGUAAGUUAGACUGUACUUUCAACUAUUUAUGAGUCUAGUUGUUUGAUAAAUUUUGUCAUCAGGAGCCCCAAGUGUAUCGAUAAGUAGUGUUACUAUAACUUCCUUCAGAGCGAAGUCGGCUUGUCCGCAAUUCACAUCUUGCUGUUGUUUGUAAGCCCAACCUUUUCGCUCUCUGUAGUUAUUUCCUUGAUUUUAUUGGUAAUUUUGCGCUAGGGUUGCUUGAAUAAUGUGAUUGUGAUAGUCAGCUAAACAGACAUUUGUUUUGCAAUAUUUUGAAUGUAAAAUUCAACCGUGAAUAUUUUUUUGUAAUCGCAUGGAAAAGUUAUGGCGAAAUCUCCCAUUGAUUACAAAAUCCACGGCAAACAUUUAACUCGGGAUACAUUUUAAUUAAGUAAUUUUGCCGUUUCCCUGUUUUCCAUUGCUGUGAAUACCACAGUUCUCGCCGCGCUAUAUCUUGGGACGUGAAAGGACAUAUCCGAAAUCUUCACAGAAUGGUACCCACGCUAAAAUACACUUGAGAAAUGUAAGCCGAGAAUUUUCGCGCCCUUAGUUAUUUAGAAACGUAAGAAUUUCACUCGAAUUUUAGAGGUCAGUGAAUCUUAGGUGAUGAGUUGAUUGUUCAAGAAAGGUUUUGUCCAUUCAUUAAUACGCGAGUUACAUGAACAUAAUCUGUUGUCCCAUGUGAAGAGGUCGAGUUACACGUUACGGCCUUUCAUUUUCGUCGGAGGUAUCUCAAACAUGUGUAUUUGUUGAAGACUCAUUCUACUUAUCUGUGAAGAAUUAUUAUUCCUCAAUCGCACUACGCAAAUUGAAAUAAAGCCCGGAUUAUGGCUCUAGCCGACGACUGACGCGGCUAUAGCAAAAUGUUAAAGGUCGUUUUCCCACGCUCAACGCCAGACCGUAUCUAAUUUCUUGGCAUCUCUGUUUUUACUUUCCUUUCCCUCUCAAUCAGACCUCAGAACAUCUGUUUGUUAUCAUAAGAGCCUUGCUGUUAAGAUUCUGAAUUAUUCUUCUCAUUUUUCGUCCAAGUGACCCAGGAACCAACCCACUGUUUUGCCCUCAUCUUACAUUCGAUCAGUGUGUUGUGUGAUAUGAUCGGGUUUAUUGUUUUUUUUUUCUUUUUUUUCAUCUUCUUGCCGAUCUUGACAUUCUUUUAGCGAUAUUAAGAGCUCAAAAUCUUUCGGUACUUAGUGGCUUACAUCGUCUGAUAAACGCUGCAAUACUUUUAUCUCGUCAACAGCACACUGCUUUUCGCUUCACAAAGCAAGGCCUCGUGUUAUUUUAUUUGCAUUUACAUGUUGUUGACCUUGGAGAGCGUGGUGCAAAAUAAGUUACCGAACUGUUAAAUGCACGGUAUAGAGGCUUAAAGAUGUCGUUCGUGAUCUACGAUCGCCAAUAAAUGACAUUCGCAUUCCAUCCUGAUGGCUGCAUCACUACGGUAUUGAUACCUAGGACAAGUCGAGGCUUGUCAAUCGAACGAGUCUGAACAACUGCCCCAGUGCUAUUAGAAAAACGUGGUCACUCCAGCGAAACAAUCUCACCCGUUCAUUUAGAUUUGGUUCACUGCUUUCAAAUAAUAUGAGUUUAAAUGUUAUAUGUUGCUAAAUUAUACAAACUCACAUUUUUUUUUAUCUGCAUCUGAAUUAGGCUACCAGAUUUUUUCCUUGAUGCAUUCACUGCUAUAAAUGCAAUCCCCCGAUUAGGAUAUAUUCAUUAAGCACAGUGAAUUGAUAUAUAGUGGAGGUUCUAGCAAACUGGUGUGCAAGAUAGCAUAGGUCAUGAAUUUAUUGUAGGACUUCAUGAAAACUGGUGAAUUAGUGUUGGAGCAGCACAGCAUGGCACCAAUUAGCUUAUGCAAAAUUUUCUCUAUUUUUAUAAUGCUAUUUUAAUGCCCCAUGCCUGUUUUUUUUUUCUACAGCAAAAAGAUAAGGGCUCUUCUUGGGCUGGCCUUGGCAUGCUCCCCGGGUUAUCAGGGUGGAGUAAAAAUGUUUAUUUCAUUCUUUCAACAGAACAUAAUGCGCAAGCCCUGCAUGAGACAUAACUGGAACAACUGAUUAGAAUUUUUAAUGUGCAGUGCAAACUAUUAUAUUGUACAUCUAUUUCAUGCAGUUUUUUAAAAGUCCCAAGCAGCUGGACAAACCUUCCUCCCUUUAUUUCCUUUCCAAUACUAGUUAAUUAUGAGAAUAAGGGAUUUGAUCAUGCCAAGAUUGUCAAAAUAGACCAAAAUUCCCCCUUGUUUGUUAAGGAGUAAGACACUUGGUAGCACUUAAAAGGUGCACUUUAUGUUUCACCCUUAUUGAUUUAAAAGGUGAAAUCCAGUGUACACAUAUGUGGUUUGUGAAUUGGAUGUACAUGGAGAGAUUUUGGAAAAGGUUGAAAGAUUCAUGGUUUGGAAACUGUACUGAACACAAUUUUUAGGGGCCAUGGUUAUUUAUGUCAAUGUACCUUAAAAUAGAGGCAAGCUCUCUCUGAGAUGAUAACUUUGCUGAAAAUUGCAUUAAGAUUUUGGACAUCUAUCCAUGAUGUGACAAGCUUCCUUGUACCAAUAAUUGUCUCUUAAUUUAAUGUUAUUUAUGUGAGGCUUUUAGUAUGAUUUAACUAAACAAGUUAUUUAUGUUUUGUUGUUUGUGUGACCUUGUGCAUGGAAAAGUUGGGAUCUCCAAAACCAACUGUUAUGAAAACAUCUCAGAGCUCAAAGGUUAAUCCUUUCACCCACCUUCUUUUUGUUGUAACUCAAUUCUAUUGUUUCUGUUUGUCAGAUUACAAUCAUAUGACCUCACCAUACAUUCAUGAAAACAGAUCUUUAAUGAAAUUCAUGGACCAAUUUGAAGGAGUGUUACUUAAUUCAUCCGUUAUUUAAAGCUGUACUCAUUUAUAUUCAUGAAUGUUUAUUUAUUUGAUUUCUCUAGUGAGAUACGGAUUGGUCCACAGUGUGAUAGUUCAGACAAUGAGCAAGGUAACCAAUGUUCAAUGUUUCUAGUGUCCAAAUUAGCACCAUGACUAUGAGCAUGUUAUAACCAGCAUCUAACAUUUUUCAUUUUUAUUAUCACAGACAUGUUUUUGCAACAUGUCAUUAAGCCAUCCUUGAACAUACCAACUCAGUGCCUGUGAAAAAGUGUUCUCUCUUAACUUAAUAAAGCAACUACUUCCUGCAAUUUAGUAUAGGAUGAAAAACAUUGUCAUCUAUUGUUAAGCACCCUCUUACAGUAAAUAUUAUGGUAGUACUGAGCAGAAUGUUUAUCUUUAACCCUCUUAUGGCAAUCUGACUAAAUGUUCUCUGUAAGGAGAGUUAACCACAAGGUAUAAAUAUAUAGUUCUUUCAGAGUAAUGUUUACAGCAUUUGAAUGUGAAAUGCAAGUAAUGAUAUAAUUCUGUUAUGAGAUUUGAAGAGAUCAAUAAGGUUGAAAUGCUGUCAUGCCAGUUUGUGGCCCACAUUCAGUUUUGGCAGGUUACUGAAAGACCCAUUAUACCUUAAUUGUUUUAAAUAAUACAGGAGGCUUUGGUAAGAAGAAAAGUGUGGAAGGUAGAAAAAGAAAACGAGGAUCAUGGACAGGUAUGGAGAUGCUUUCUUUAGAUGUAUUUUUGUGGUCAGCUUUCUUGCUUUAAAAGGAAAUUAGUUUCAAUUGGAUAAACUGAUCCAAUCUCAUUAUUUGUAAUUUAAAAAAUAUUUGGUUAUUUUAUGAAGGAAUUUAACUGAUAAAAAAUAUUUGUCUUCUGCCAAAGGUUGUGCCCUGAGAUGCAAUUUCAACUAUGAACAGUUUUGUUGAUAAAGUUGAACCGAUUACGUUCUUAAGUGUUCCCUGUUUUUGAGUAUUUGAUUUGAAAAUUCCCUUCUCUACCUUUGAAGGCCAAGACCAAAGUACAUGAUAUCUUGCUGUGCAUGAUGUCAUUAGAACAUUAUUCAUAAACAGACCACUUACUUGUCAUGUUGCCAGUUAGUUUCAUUAUAAAAUCAUGAUUCUUAAUGCUGGUGUAUUUAGAGUGAAAUACACACUAAUUGUGGUAUAAAACCAUGCCUUUAUUGAUUUCUGCAAUUGUAGACAACUCUACUAAGUGUGUUACUUGUAUGUUUCAUAAUAAAAAUAAAUCUGACUGUCAUAUUGAACUUUAACCUGGAGUGUUUUUCUUGUUUACCAGAUGUUCUUGGGGUGAAAGGUAGUUACAGUCCUCCAGAGCGAAUUCCUUGGUGUAUUGGGUUCAAAUCAACAAGAGCAUCAGAAAGUGAGAGUGAAGUGUCUGAAUCAUCCAGCACAGUUUACUUUGUGAAAGGUUACGAGUCUGCUGUGACUGCUAUUGUGACUGACUCUGAAGAUGAUCUCUUUUUUCUGAAUGGUAUGCAAGUUAGCAUCUUCUUAAAACCUGCAACAUUUAACCCUUUCACUCUGAUGAUCAUAUUAGUAAUUCUCUAUGCUGUCUGCCUUCAUAUUCUUAUCAUGUUAGUAAGGGGCUUUGGCAUUAAAUCAACCAAUAAACCCCUAAUUCAUAUUUUUAUUUACUCUCAUUAGUAAUCUACUUGAUUUUGUAUUGAUAUUGUAAGGAGAAAUUAUGUCUUGGUCUCUCAUUAGAGUCAAAGGGUUAAGUACUGCUUUGCUGAAAUAAUGUUACUUUUGUGCACUUGAGCUGUAAAGAAGGGAAGACUAAAAUUUACUUUGAGGGAUCUAUAAAGAUCAGCUGUAAUUUCUCCUAAGAAGUGAUAAUUUGUAAACUUAUCUUUUUAUGUCAGUAAUAUUUGAAAGUUACUCAUCUGAUUUGUCAUUUUUGUAAAGAGCAAGGGCUGGUUACAGAUGAGGUACAUGCAACCUUUUAGGAAGGGGUGCAGCCCCUUUUUUUUUUUGAUCAGUUUUUUACUUAACUAUGAUAGGCUGAUGUGUAUUUAUUUUGUUGUAGGAGAUGUUGAGACUGUGGAAUAUGAGCCUCCUGAUUCUGACACAGAAGAACCUGAGGAAGAAGAGGAAGAUGACGAUGAAAGUGAUACUGGUUUGUGAUAGUAAACAUUGUUUGCAUUUUUAAGCAGUUGGUCAAAGAACAUAUAAGAGGGAACUUAUGGUACAUAAGUCUUCUGCUGGAAUCACCAACUUGCCAACAUUUAUCAGAAAUAAAUGUGAAGUCAUAGGAACCAAAAUUGUAAUUAUAUUUAAUUUCCAUGGAAUGUUUGUUCCCAUCCUUCUAGAGGGGCAGAUUCAAAGUGUUGUCUGGGAUGGUUUGUUUAGUACAGAGCAAGAGAUAUUGAGCUGCAGAGUUCAACGUGUACAUUUUAGUGCAAAGGCAUUUUCACAAGUUGAAUUACGUGAAAUUUUGGAUCAACCUUUGAGAUGCCCAAGUAACUUUUACCAUAGUGAGAAGUCAUCCCUAGGACCUUGAACAGAGAAAAAACAGAAUUGAGGUAGAUAUGUAACAGUAUUUGAACUCAAUACUCAUUGGCUUUUACUGUUCUCUAUAAGAAAAUAUAACCAGUUCAGAAGAGGAUCCUGGGGCUGAAGGAGGAGAUGAGUAUGAAGGGGAUAGGGAAUCUGAUUCAGAAUUUGAUGAAGAUGACUUUUGGGCAUGCUCACAUUGUGACUUGAAAAACCAUCCAUUUUCUCCCCGAUGUGCUCGUUGCUGGAUUGAGAGACAUGCCUGGCUGCCUACAUUGAAAAGGUCUGUACGCAUUCAGUUUAAUUUGUAGUUUUACAUGCAUUUUGACUGGAUAUUGGAGGAUGGACACAUAGAUGACAUCAUCAUUAUCAACAUUUUGCUUUUUUAGAAUUUCAAUGUUGUUGAGGGUCUGUACAGUUAAAGAUUACAGAAGACUUUAUGAUGUGGCAAGAAAAUCAGUGACACACUUGGCUGUACAUUGUAUGUCCCUUUUUGUUUUCCACAUUGUGAUGUCAUCUGUGAUCUUUUGCCAAACAGGCACAGCAACAUGGAAUCUAUCUGUCAAUUUUCAGUAACUCAACAGUAAGUUUUGAUUUGAGGUGUUUGAAUUGAGUCUGAAACUCAGGUUCAUGAUAGCUUGACAUAACCACAACCAAUAUGGAAGCAGUACUAUCUAAGGUAUUUUUACAUUUCUCUUUUCUAUUUAUAGAUUGACUUCAGAACCUAAUAUAGAUUUAACAGGAUCAACAGACAAAUCAUGCUCACAUUCUCUUCAAAAAUCUUCAUCACUUGCCGUUACACCAACCAUUGACCAUCCAUCCUCAACAGUGGCAUUACCAACAGUUGCGCCACUUCCUAAUCUUGCAUCAUAUAUUGAGGGUUCAUCUUCAUCAGUAAAGGAGAACACUGAAAGACUGUCUCAUGCUUCAAAUCACACUACAUCAAAAGCUGAAAAUCCCAGCAAAACUUUGCUACAGAACUUCAACAAUGAAAACUCUGCAUCAGGGUUUACACCUGACUUGUGCAUAAUUUGCUUGACGCAACCUCGAAAUGCUACUAUUGUUCAUGGAAGAACUGGUCAUCUUGUGUGUUGCAUUGGAUGUGCGGAGAGACUAAAGGAAGAAAAAAAGAAAUGUCCAGUGUGCCGCAAGAAAAUCAAACUGGUGGUUAAAAAUUUCUUCUAGAUCAUUAAUAUUCUUUCAUCAUGUUUGCCUUCCAGCUUUACUCUUUCUCUCUCUCUUGCUCUCUUUGCCUUCUUCUUCUCACCCAAAAUAAUAUCAGCAAGUGAAAAGAUGUAUUUCUGAAACAAUUGAAAAUUUGGGUAUGUGCAAUCUUUGGAAACAGGAAUUGUAUUCAGAGGUUCUUCAAAGAGACACCCUUCUUUCCCAACAUGUCUCUUCCUUUAGCACAAUACAUUUGUCCUGUCAUAUUUUAGGACUUUUUGACAAGGUGGCAUGGUUAAUCUGUUCCAGAUAAGUAUCUCAUACUAAGGUGGGAAGACAGUCAUCUGUGGCUAAUUUUUUGCCAUGUCUGACUUGCGGGGUGAUAAUUUUUUCUUCAAGGUGAAGGUAGCAGUUUUUUUGUUUGUCUAUUUUAGAAUUAAGUAUAAGUUGAAACAUUUUUCCUACAAUUUAGUUCAAUUUUCAAUACUUUAAUAUCAAUAACACAGUCCAGCCAUGCAUAUUUGAAAUUAUGUUAAAUGUUUUAUAAAAUUAUGUUUUUAACAUUGAUGUAGUUUCCAUAAGAGGAACACUGUCCAUAAUGUUACUGUGUUUUCAGGAUUUUGUUAAAUUGUGAAGUACAAGCUUACAUUAAGCAGAAAUUCAUGAACUUCCCUGAAAACAUUCCAGUGAAGAAUCCCCCAAUUUUAAAUACUUUUUUAUGUUUCUUAUAAUAGUAUCUAAUUAGAUGUUUAAAAAGUUCUAAUUUAUUUCACUUUAUGUAAGAGAUAAAAUGCCUACGUAGGGUUUUUCCAUCGUGUUUACACGUAAUCAGUAGUGGUAACAUUUUUACAUCCAAAAAGUUCUAUUUACGUACUUUGGUUGAUACAGUAAUGGUUAAGCUAAAGGAAACUAGCUUUUAUAGCAUUGCUACCUGCUGAAUUUUAAUCAAGAUUAUUUUCCAAGUAAUAGCGAUCUGAGAAAAGUAUUUUUAACAAAAUAAUGACUUUUUUUACUUAGUAUCAUGUGGAAACUGUUUACUCCACAGUGUCAAGAAAUAACCUCUUCAUAAAAGCCACCGUGUUUUGAUUUAACUGUUUCCACAUUUGCCACAGUUUAAAGUCAAUAUUAGUAGAAGAUGACAAAUGAAACGAGUUUGAAAACUAAAGUUUAAUAUUGUCUUACAAAGAAUGAAAUAUGAAUGAUAGAGAACACAGCUUGGGGAUUCAUUUCUUUGCUUUUUUUUUCUUAUGUGUUAUUUACUACGUAAAGUUUAUCAAAAAUUGUGAAUUGCUAGACAAUUCCUAUGUCUGUACUUAUUGCACUUGCACCGUUGCAUGAUGGGUUUUGGUCGAGUGUUUGUAACAGUUUUAACAACAACGACAUCGUUGUAACCACUGAUUGUCUCGGUUUUUUAUCAGAUUAGGAGAAGAUGUUUAGUCUGAGGACUUUUUAGCGGGUAAUUUUCUGGUUUCUUUUCAUAGUCAGCAUGUUAACUUAAAAAGAUCUCAUAUAAUAAGAAUGCCUUUGUAAGGUUAUCUCGUAACUGUAUUGUGACAAACUCAUACUCACGGGGCUCUUGGUAUUUUUGGUUUUACUAAAAAAAAACUAGAGGACUGCCACAUUAUCGUAUCGCUUUUUGUUCUAUUAAUCACGUUUUUUUUCAAAAGAUGACGUUAUUAUUCAAUUAUAAACUUAAAUUGGUCUAAGAUAAAUUGAUUCAGCUAAUGACCUUUUAGUGGAUAGGAAAAAUUUACUUAUUUCUUAUAAAGUCAGCAUCAAAGGAGAUUUCAUACGUAGAAGUUCCGUCUAUUUCUUUACUGGAUGUGUAGAAGUUUUGAAGAGUAAUAAUUUUUUUUUAUAGAAGUGGAAAGCAUCUUAGUACUGUAUGUGAUACAAACUUAAUUUUUAAAGUGUGUGUCAACAUAUUUUAUUGAAGUUAGAUUACUGAACAAUAUAACAAAUAUAUUUUUAAGGCAAUAAGACGUAUUUUUAUCAUAUUGGUUUGUAUUGCACCAGCAUAAUUCAACUGAGUGUGCUGAACUAUAUGACCAUGUUAUGGCUGGACUGUGUUACUGAUAUAAGUGUAUAUAUUAUAUGAAAUCAUAGGUCUAAUAUUACUUAAAAUUUAGGUAUUUUAGAGCGUGUUUCAUUCGAACGUUACAAAAUUGCAGCCAGAGUUUUCACCAAGACCAGUCAUAAGGAAAGAAAGAAAAUGAAACAAGGAGCAAAUGAGAACACAGGGUGAAAACAAGCUAACGUUUUGAAGCGCGGGAAAACGCGACUGACCGAAUCACGAUUGGUUAGGAUUUUAUGUAUUUGAUUGGUUGAGAGAGUUGCGCGAAUUUUUCUUGACCAAUCAUAGAUCCCGGUGAUGACGAUCAAUUGAAAAGUACUCUAAUUUUUGUUAAACGAAGAUAAAAUCUGUUACCUCCCAAAUACAAACGGACUUUUUUUAAAAUUUAAUUUGUUGCUUUGAGUGAUGUUUAAAAUUCUGAGAAUUUUCUCAGAUCUGUGGAGGCGAUUCAAUGGUAUUCCAACCUGUCGACCUGUUUGAAAUAAUCAAACACAUCAACAAGCACAACUGCUAUGGAUUAUUUUAAUUUUAUUUGCUUUAGAAGUGCACUGUAUACUUAAAUAAGAGUAGUGUCAGUAUUUUUAGUUUUUUCCUACUUCUUAGGAAAGUUAAAAGAACAAGUUGUUUGUUUUGAUUUGUCUUUAGUUGUUGUUUUUCAUUUAAGUUUGUACGUGUACCUUAAUGUAGCCUGCAUGACAACAAUUAACUUCCUCUGCAAAAUCUUAAAGGUCAAGACGUAGUGACUCAAGAAUGUGCUCAACCCAGGGUGUGUUAUGUAGAUUAGCGUUUUCAUAUCUUUUUAGUAGCUUUAUCAAACCAGUGUAUGACCUUAGAACUGACAGAUCUAACUUGACGUGCUGCGGAGACUUCUAGCAGUAAACUUUGUUGCUGUCAAUUCGUAAUAGAGUUUCUAUCGUUGUUCUGUGACACAGCAGUUCGAAAAACAGCGGCUCAUUUUGGACUCCAAAAAAUGAUUCAAACAUUGUGCUGUUCUUAUUGUGCUCUGCUGCUUUAUUAAGGCCUUUUAUUUUUUUGAUGUAUUCUAGUUUUUCUAAAUGUGUAGCUUUGUCGCAAUUCUCAUAGAGGAAGAAAACAGUUAGAUAGUUGGCAACCAGUUGUGAAAAGAAUGUGUACUUUGUUAAAAGCAAAGGAUGAUCCUUUGCUUCUUUAGAAAUCAGGUCAAUUAAAGUAAAGUAUGUUUUUUUUUCUUAAUUCUGUAGGAUUUUUGUGCUGUGUAAUAAACCCUAACCCCUUGUAAGAAACCAUCCACAGUGUGUAGCCACAAUAUUUGCACUUAGAACAUUCUGCCGUAAGGUAAAGUAGACCUACAAUACUAACACAGGGUACCCGGCAGGAAUUGAACCUGUUGAACAGUGUGCCUUACGAUAAAUAAACCUACCAAGCAGGAGACCCAACAUUAGCCGAAGAUAGUAGACAAGGAAGCGAACCUUCUGCAUGGGUUGUCUAGUAUUUGGUGAACCUCUAGGACAGGGCACGUAACGCCUGAACCUAUUUAUCGCAUAGAGAACCUAGCGCUGAGAGGACUACCACACAGGGCACUUAUCGUUUGGUUAACCCUCGAUAAACUGUACCUUCUACAACAUGCGACAACCGCACAGUGAUCUGAGGUCAGCAUCUACGUUAUUAUAGAAACACGAGACUCCUCAAAGAAAAUAUUUCUUUUUUUUUCAUCCACAGUGCUAAAGAAAACUUCCG
This is a messenger RNA of Pocillopora meandrina, 10501 nucleotides long. The record is from the annotation of a GenBank genome assembly. NCBI's taxonomy places the organism in Eukaryota, Metazoa, Cnidaria, Anthozoa, Scleractinia, Pocilloporidae.